This is a messenger RNA of Fonsecaea multimorphosa CBS 102226, 2526 nucleotides long. RefSeq lists its product as uncharacterized. Bases 1 to 2526 code for a protein of 841 amino acids. Lineage: Eukaryota; Fungi; Ascomycota; Eurotiomycetes; Chaetothyriales; Herpotrichiellaceae. The record is from RefSeq and is a predicted model, not a curated record. Gene Ontology annotation, molecular function: protein binding. The transcript is spliced from 2 exons.
AUGGGUGACAUCUUCAAACAGGCACAAGUUGUAGUUGCCUGGCUAGGUGCAGGUGACGAUGAUACCAAUUAUGCCAUGGAUCAUAUUGGAAAUCCUCAACCACAAACAGACUACAACCCUCUCAUAUUCUCCGAAUGUGCCGAAAAGCUUCUGAGAGCUACUUACUGGACGCGACGAUGGGUUAUCCAGGAAUUUGCCCUGGCGCGGGAAAUCAAGGUUACCUGUGGCCAACAUUUGAUCGGAUGGGAUAGAUUCGCAAACAAGAUCAACGACGAGAUCCUCAGUAUUGGCGUUCCGGCCAAACAGACGCUCGAAAGCUUCAAGCGCUUGAGGUCCCCAGAGCCACAAUGGCGAAUGAGAUUGUUAGAGCUGAUGGACCUAUUCCAAGAUGCACGCUGCGCUGAGCAGCUUGACAGGGUUUUCGCGCUUCGCAGCCUUGCAGUAGACCUACAAUGGCUGUCACCCGAUUAUCGGGAGACUGUUAGUAACCUUUACUUCCAAUUGCUCUCUAGAUUGCCUACUGAGAGGGUUGUGCCCGAGAUGUAUGGAUAUCGGUGGCCACACGAAGCUGCAAGUCGGUUGUUAAGGUGCAUGCAGAUGACGAAAGACAACAUACUCAACUCAUUAAAGGGCACUUCGACAGACCGUCUCUUUGUUGUGUUUGAAUACGUUGGCUCGGUCGCCAAGGUCUCUACCGUAAGUCAGAGUUCAACAGAAGACCUCCUGGGGGACAAUUUCACUUCUUUCCCCCUUGAAGUUCAACUUCAUGGUGACCCCCCGCCAGUUCUUCGCGGCAGUAUAGGCCUCCUGCCCGGGGAUCUGGUCUACAGCUUACGAUCAACGUCGCGCUCACCGAAAGGCUUUUAUAUAGCCUUUAGACCCUCCGUGAUGGACCAGGCCGUCACCGGUAUGAUCAUUGAAUGGCCAGAGAAAAAUAAAAAGUGGGAGGGAGACUACCCGUGGGCCACCCGCCUGCCGAACGAGGAACUCCGUGGCAAGAGAGUUGAAUCGAUCAAACAUGUGGUCCUUGGGGGAGUGUCGAAGUGUUCUCGUAACAACGCAGCUUUUUCGUCGCCAUCGCAUCCGAGAGUCCUCUGUCACAUCAACAGGGUUGCACUCAUUCUACUAUGGCUCCUUGAUGCCCAGCAGCUUGACCACCUUUGGGCGAUUCGUGAGAAGAUUGAAAAAGACCUCGUAACGACGCGACCAUCAUGCAACUGCGCUGGAGAUAAAUUAGGACCACAGGAGCAUGGUCCCGGGACUGGCGAACACCAGAAUCGCACGAUCGAGAUACUGCCUUCCUCAGAGUUUUAUAUGGACAAGUUCUGGGCUGAAGAAAUGACUCCACCUUGGAUUGACCAGGUCCAACAUGCGCAACAAGAGCAACUUGAAGACGAAGGGUUUUCCAGGGAAUUCAAGGACAACCCCUUCAAUUUUAAUUGCCUGGAUGAAACUCCUUUAUUCCAUGCUGCCAAGGCUGGGUUUCUCCUUUCUGUGAAGCAUCUGGUCUCAGGUGGCAAUGUUAGGGUCAAUUGGCGAAAUUCUAGGGAGCAAACGCCGCUGUUGGUUACGGCUCUCAAAGGCUAUGAUGAGGUCGUGAAGUUUCUCAUGGAUGCUGGUGCGGAUGUCAAUGUUCAAGAUAAAGGUGGCCUGACCGCACUAAUGGCAGCGUCUUUAUCUGGCUAUGAUAAGGUGGUGAAGAGCCUGGUUGAUGCCGGUGUGAAUCUCGAUACCGAAGCUGGAUAUCACUUGGCCCCUCUGAAGAGAUUCGGCCUUUAUUGCCCUGAAAUAGUGAAGUUUAUGGUUGAUGGUCGCGGAUAUAUCGAUGCCUAUGCCGAAGAUGAAUUUGACUAUGGCGCGGAACAUGUGGCAGCGUUUAAAAAACUGGCAGAGCGUCUGAUUGAUACCCGUACGGCCAUCAAGGCUCCAGAUGGACCCAGCGAAACCGCGCUAAGGUUGGCAUCGGAUGGAGGCUAUGAUGAGGUGGUGAAGAUUCUGGUUGAUGCCGGUGCGAAUAUCGAUCUUCAAGAUAAAUAUGGUGAAAGCGCGUUACUGAAGGCAUCGGGUCGUGGCUUUGAUAAGGUGAUUCUGAUUGAUGCCGGUGCGAACAUCGAUCUUCAAGAUGAAUAUGGUAAAAGCGCGUUACUGAAGGCAUCGGGUCGUGGCUUUGAUAAGGUGGUGAAGAUUCUGGUUGAUGCCGGUGCAGAUAUCAAUGGUGCGCUUGUUGAAGCAUCGUCCGCGAAUCGAGUGGCUGCGGCCAGGAUUCUACUCGAUGCUUGGGGGAAUGAAUUACCUCGGGAGAAGCUUGACAAAGCACUUUUAGUCGCAGCGGAGCAUGGCCGUGUCGAGAUGGUGGAGCUACUGUUGGGUACCCUGGCAAACAUCAAUGCUGAAUUUGAGAAGAGUGCGUUGCAGGGAGCGAUCAAGGCGGCCUCGGGGAUGCGUUAUCCAAACGACAGGGCGAAGGAGGGUCGUAAAAGCGUGGUGAAGCUACUGCGGGAAGCUCUGGCACGGCUGGACAAUUGA